Molecule: messenger RNA, 1999 nt
Organism: Drosophila serrata
Lineage: Eukaryota; Metazoa; Arthropoda; Insecta; Diptera; Drosophilidae
Product: fatty-acid amide hydrolase 2-B
Cellular component (GO): endomembrane system
Source: RefSeq, a predicted model, not a curated record
ACCAGAACACUCCAGGUGGCCUUAGUGUUUGAGAAUGGCUGCUUUGAAAUUCAAUUCAAAUUCGAAUCGAAAAAAAAGGGGGGCAAUGAGUGCGAGUGCGGAUCGUCACCGUUAGUCCACGAUCCGCAGUCGGUGCGCUCGGUGGUUUUCCAAGUGCCCAGUGAGCAGUGAAAGUGCCAGUACCCGCCGCUUGGCUAUAGGUAACCCACUUCCGUCUCGAAGUCCGCCAAUUUGAAUAUCCCUCAACCCUACGGUGACCCGCCCCGGCUGUCGUCAUGGAGAUAUUUCUGCGCUUAAUGGCCUUCAUUUUGAAUGCCUUUGGCAUAUUGGUGACCAAAAUUCUGGAUCUUACGAUGGCCCCACGAAAACCAAAAUAUCCAGGGAUCCGUAAUCCUUUGCUGAACAAAUCAGUCGUGGAACUGGUCACCGAAUUGCGACGCGGCGAGAUUACAUCGGUGGAGCUGGUUAGUGCCUAUAUUGAAAGGAUCGGUGAGGUGAAUCCCACGCUAAAUGCUGUCGUCCAGGAUCGUUAUGAAGCUGCCAUGCAAGAUGCUAAACUGGCAGACGAACUUAUUGCCAAGGCAAAGUCAGAUUUCGACCGAGUUGCUCUGUUUACAAAAUAUCCUAUUUUGGGUAUUCCCUUCACAGCCAAGGAAUCGUGCGGUGUUAAAGGAAUGUCCUUUGCGGUGGGCAGUCUGGCUCGCAAGAAUAUGACAUCUCCCAAGGAUGGCGAUGUGGUGGAACUCGUCCGUGCCGCCGGUGGCAUUCCCCUUUUAGUUUCUUCCAAUCCCGAAUUUUGCAUGAGCUUUGAGACGAGCAACAAUAUUUAUGGAAGAACUUUGAAUCCGUAUGACAUGCGACGCACUUCUGCCGGUUCUUCGGGCGGUGAGGGUUCGUUAAAUGGUGCGGGCGCCACCACAUUUGGUGUUUGCUCCGACAUCAGCGGUUCCAUUCGGCUGCCGGCCAUGUUUUGUGGAGUAUUUGGACACAAGCCCACUGGUGGACUGACCUCGGUCAAGGGCCACUUUCCGUAUACCUUAACAGACCCAAAGUUUCCCAAGAUGUUGCAGUUGGGUCCAAUCACAAGGUUUGCCCGAGACUUGCCGCUGCUGCUGGAGAUUAUGGCGGGGGAUAAUAAGCACAAGCUGAAUAUGACGGAGCCUGUGACCCUUAAGGAAAUGAAGGUUUUCUACGCCUACGGCUACUCGGGCCUAAACUGUCUCACCCAUCCAGUGGUGGACUCCGAGAUUCAAUGGGCCAUCACGAAGGCUGUUCAGUGUCUAGAAAAGGGUGGAGUGCAAUCUAAGAAGUUGGAUCUUAAUUUCUUUAGCAAUUCUCUGGAAAUUGGUUUAGUGGGACUGGUGGAUCUGAAGGGUAUGCCCAGCAUUGUGACCCAGCGUGCGGAUCGGGAUCCCUCCCUGAAACUGAUAAUUAUAGAGCUUUUCAACAGUAUCAUCGGUCACUCGAUAUUCACCAAGGAGGCCAUGUUUCUUGAGGUGAUGAAGCGGUUUAAUGGUCUGAUGGCCUCUGGAAAUAUGGGACCGUAUCGGGAGGAAGUAGAAAAGAUCAGGGUUCACUUGAAUCAACUGUUGGGCAACCGCGGUGUCCUAAUUGUGCCCACCUUCCAUACGAGCGCCCUCUGCUUCCACACAUCACUGGUGAAUGUGACGGGGAUCGAUCAUAUGCUGCUCUUCAACAUCCUUGGCCUACCCGCUACACACGUGCCCAUGGGCAUUAACCAUCGGGGAUUACCCAUUGGACUCCAGGUGGUGGCCGGUCAGUAUCAGGACAAGCUCUGCCUAAAGAUCGCCGCAGAGCUGGAGGCAGUUUUCCAUGGCUGGGUGCCACCAGUGGCACAUGAAAUAAAGAGCUAGUGAAAAUGGUCAGGAUCAUAUACUAAUUAAGGUUAAAGGUAGAAUUUAUUGGAAAUUAGUAGUUCAUUUAUAUAAAGUAGAAGUUUCAAUUGCGCCAAAAAUCAAAUAAAGCUUGUUUAUACUUA